AAAUAUUUUUAACAAUAUUGAAAUAAAUUUAAUUACUCUAUCAUUUAUCGAGUAUAAAAAAGCAGCUUAUACAAUUCUCAUAAAUCAAUGUAUUAAUAAUUAGUAAAGCGGACAUGUGUGUUUGGUUCAGUUAAUAAAACUGAGCGUGAAUACAGACACACAUGAAAGCAGGCAGGACACUUGGCAAAGUCCUUUGUUUUUAAAACCCAACACACACACACAAAAAAAUGGAUUAACAGAGACUAAAUAAGUAUUACCACACAUAAUUCGGCGAUUUUUUUUUUAUCGCCUCCAGAAAUGAUUAAAUAGUAAUUUUCGUGGAAUUACAGACUGAAAAAAGAAACAAAUGAACAAAAACGAAGUUCUUUUCAGGUUUUUACGCGUCAGGCCGAUCUGGAACAGAGACAGAGAGAGAGGAAGGUUAGCAAGUCCUGAAGUCACAACACAGUUCAGAGUUGAUACUGAACACAGAUCUGCUAUCCCAUAUUGAAAUAAUAAUAAUAAAAAAGAUUGAACUGUAAACAAACUCAAGUUUCCACCAGCGCCACAGAUGUAACUCAGCUGCUGUUUAAUGGAGCAAAUAAAAACGAUGCUUCAGCCUCAACAGUCCUGAGUUUGGCCGUCAGCCCACCUCCUCAUUUCGUGCGUAACUGGAAAUGAAACCGAGCCCUGAAGUCACACAGCUGAACACAGAUCAUCAUGUCAGUAAAGUUGUGGCGCAGAUCAACUCUCACCUGGAGCGAAACAUCCACAUUGGUCUCGCUGCUUACAUGACUAAUACAGAUCAUACUGAUCAAACAACAGCUGGAUUAUCUGACAGAUGAUCACUAAAAGCUGACUGCUGCUCGUUUAACACCAGCUCAGUGAUCAUCAUUGAUGAGGAAGAUUUAAUGUGAUAAAAUCGAGAACUUGAAAGAGUCUGAGGCUCCGUCGGUGAGUUUAGGAGAGUUUUCCUGAUCCUCGCAGCUCAGAGCAAACAUCACCAGCGGAGGAAGAAAGUAGGUCCAAACCAUUCUCUCCUCUUACGUCUGUAAUGUCAAUUGGCAUUGUUGGCGGCCCGCCGUGUCCGCAUCGCUCCGCCCCUCCAUGUGUUGGAGUCUGAGUCCGGCGGGAUAAGGGCAACUCGUCUCUUCCCGCAGCCGAUCAGCUGGACUUCUUCCCAGGGAGGCGCAAGAAGCAAGAAGCCGGAGGGAGGGAGGGGGACGCAGGCAGAGAGAGAGCCGCCCGGACCGGACCGACCCGACCACAUCCAGCGCUGAGCACGGGGCGGGGGGUGGGGUGGGUGUCCGCACCAUGUCCUUCAGCCCAAAGCACUCCACUCCCUUCUCAGUCACCGACAUUUUGAGCCCGAUGGAGGACAGCUACCGGAGGUUUGGAGGGAUGGAUCACGCCGCGGGGAGCCUCGGGUCCCAGCUGGGCGCCUACCGGCAGCAGCAGGUCCCCCAGCCCGGUAUGACGCAUCAGCAGCAGGCGCAGCAGCAUCAGUCGCCUCACCUGCACCAUCAUCACCACCACCAUCACCAUCACCACCUGUCCUCCUCCACUUCAUCCUCAUCCUCCUCCUCUUCUUCAGCCACAGCAGCAGCAGCAGCAGCCGCCGCAGCUCUGGGACCCGGCGGGCCCUACCACGUGCCCCACGGGGUGCCGCAGUUCUCCGGGGCCGUCGGCGGGUUCUGCAACAGCGGCAUCGGGAACGUGGGAGACCUGCCGUCCUACCAGGAGACGGUGCGCAGCGGAGGGGCGGCGGCGGCAGCGGCGGCCGCGGCGUGGUACAGCAACCCCGAGCCCAGAUACCCGACGAUUUCCAGAUUUAUGGGCCCCUCCGCCGGGAUGAACAUGUCCGGGAUGGUGGGCAGUCUGGCCGGGAUGGACUCCACCAAGUCCAUGGUGUCGCUGCACGCCGCGCCGCGCAGGAAGCGGCGGGUGCUCUUCUCCCAGGCGCAGGUGUACGAGCUGGAGCGGCGCUUCAAGCAGCAGAAGUACCUGUCCGCCCCGGAGCGGGAGCACCUGGCCGGGCUGAUCCACCUCACCCCGAACCAGGUGAAGAUCUGGUUCCAGAACCACCGCUACAAGCUGAAGCGGCAGGCCAAGGACAAGAGCUCGCAGCAGCUGCAGCAGGACGGCGGAGGCGGAGGGAGCGGCGGAGGUCUGUGCGCGACGAGCCACCGCUCCUCCUCCGUGUCGCCGGUCCUCUCCAAGAAGAGCUGCCGGAACGACUCCAGCGGCUCCAGCCAGAUCGGAAACCGACAGGGCGGCUCGGGAGAGGCCUUGAGCGGGACCCCGCAGCAGCAUCAGCAUCAGCAACAACAGCAGCAGCAGCAGGUGAACCAUCUGUCCUCCACGGACGAGCUGGAGGAUUUGUCCCCGAGUCCGCCGCUGGGACUGCACGCUCAGAUCAACAUGACGCAGACGGACGCGGCGCUAAUCGAGUACACAAACAGCAUGAUCGGCUCCAAUUUACUGUACGGGAGAACUUGGUAGGGACACCGAGAGGGACGACGGACCGGAUCGGGCCUGUGGGGCCCUCAUUCCCGUGUUGGAUUUUUGAGAGAACCCGCUGCAGGACAAAAAAAUUAAAAAUAAAUAAAACAAAAACAAAACAAAAAAA
This is a messenger RNA of Acanthopagrus latus (yellowfin seabream), 2608 nucleotides long. RefSeq names its product NK2 homeobox 4b (gene nkx2.4b). The record is from RefSeq and is a predicted model, not a curated record. The coding region runs from base 1294 to 2481 and encodes 395 amino acids. Gene Ontology annotation, biological process: regulation of transcription by RNA polymerase II; cell differentiation. The transcript has 2 exons. Gene Ontology annotation, cellular component: nucleus. Gene Ontology annotation, molecular function: RNA polymerase II cis-regulatory region sequence-specific DNA binding; DNA-binding transcription factor activity, RNA polymerase II-specific. Lineage: Eukaryota; Metazoa; Chordata; Actinopteri; Spariformes; Sparidae.